Molecule: messenger RNA, 804 nt
Organism: Aspergillus ochraceoroseus IBT 24754
Lineage: Eukaryota; Fungi; Ascomycota; Eurotiomycetes; Eurotiales; Aspergillaceae
Exons: 1
Coding region: 122-547 (141 amino acids)
Source: RefSeq, a predicted model, not a curated record
UAUCACCCCUUUGUCCCGAAUCUGCGUUUACUUGACUAUCCCUUGCUCGGUACAAAAACACCCACCCAUCCACCCAUAUUCAUUCCUACUCUUGAAGAACACUUAUAUUUCUUCACCCAUCAUGCAACUCACCUCCCUCAUCACGAUCGCCGUCUCCAUCUGGAGCGCGACUACAGCAUCCGCCUUCCCUAUCCGGAUUACCGCCGACAACCCAGCCCUAACAUGGCACGUCUCGGAAUUCGACGUCGGCUGCUCCCCCGGAGGCUGCGUCUACACAUUCAACAUCUAUGGCAUUGGAACCAUCAAUACUCCGGCAUUCAACACAACCUGUACCGGAACCACCGUGGAACAAGACUACGUGAAAUGCAAAGAUCCCAACGUGUUCGCGCAGGUCGUGCCGCAGCUGUACCCGACCUGGCAGAUCAAGGCCAAGCACCAUUGGCGCCAGGGUGAUGAUGCUGAUUUCUAUGCGCUGGGCCAGGCGAAUAUCACCUCCGGCACCGCACAGUUUACGAUUCCCGUGACGGAGAUGUAUGGGGUGGCUUAGAUUAUCCGGGGACUGAGUACAGAGUACUGGAGGACUAAUUGCGAUCGUCAUGUGGUGCCGUCUACCAUCUACCUCCUAAAGCGAGCGAUAAAUCCGUCUUGGAUCUUGGGUACAAUUCUGUUAUUUGGCGGGAAUAUUCGAUAUUGAGAGCUGGAUUGUGGUGAUGAUGCUUUGCUCUGGUGUUUGGGAAUAUGUCAUGUCGUGUCCACUCAUUGGAAUAAUGGAAUGUAAUGGAAGUAUUUAAUUCGUGCAAUGCA